AUGCCUGCACGCUUCAUAGCAAGAGCCCCCUCACCGUUCAUACUAGCGGCUAGCAGGGCGCAGUCGUGGGCGGACGUGCUGCGGGCGUACUCGAAGUGCUGCGACUACCUACACGGAGUGUAUCAGCCCACGUGUGCAGAGCUGGAACACGGUCUGUCGUGCAUGCCAAACUCACAGAGCGCGUCCUUGUUCUAUGGUCUCAUCAAGGCAUCGAUAUCCCCUGCUACACCAGACAAGAGUCUCGUCCGGGCAGUGCUGAAACGCUACAAGGAGUGUGGCAGCAUUGCAUCACUCCGGCGCGUGAUCCAGGAAGAUGUGAACAGCGCAACCUUGGAAGGCGCAAGAGGGAAGCUCGCGUUGGCGUCCACUGCCGGCCUCUGGGAAGCUGCCCUCGAGACCUUGCUGAGUCAUCCGCCGCUGAUUGACAGCACAGUGCAGCGCCGUGUUGUGCUCUCGACACUGUGUAACAGUGACCAGUGGCGCUUGGCUCUCGGUGUGCUGUAUAUGGAACCCAAGGUGGAUCUGCACCCCAUUAUGGUUCGGCCGCUCGUACGAUGCUUCGGCCGCCUGCACGACCACCGCUCCGCACUCCGACUAACAGCGGCAGCCCUGGCGGCUGGACACUCGGUGAGCCCGCUUCUUCUCUCCGCGCUUUUGCCGACACUCCAGGAGACGGGAAAGUGGCAUCUGGCGCUGCAUGCAGCGCACGAGCUGCAGCUACUCUCCGCCACACGGGCCGAGGCGCGCACCAACGUAUCCAUCUACAAUCAGCUGGUGAGCUGUCUCUACGAAGCCGACGUCUACGCGGCCUUCUCCCUGGAUGAUGUGGUCCAACAAAUGGUGGAUCGCAUGCGUCCCCGAGAUUUGGAGGAGAGGCACAGGAACAGCAGAGCAAAGCAGUUCCGGCUACACUCACCGGUAGAUGUUUUUCAGCAGUUUCAGAGCGUUCUUAUGGCGCUGACGACCGUGUACAGCAAGGCCAUUGGUGUGCCUCGCUGGUAUUCUCGUUCCAUCGGCAGCCUUGUUGACAGCGCCUUGCAGGCGAACACGGCUCUUCUUGUGCUUGACACGAACAUUUUGCUGCACUUAGUGAAGAAGCAGCUACCGCUCGAGCACUUCUACGCGUACAUGAAGCAGCAGUAUCCGAAUCUGCGACAGUACCACUUUUCCACGGUGAUCGUUCCCUUUACUACCGUAUCCGAAGCUCACGCGCACAUCUGGGGCCCGAAAGAGCACUUCCCCGUCGAUGUGCGAAAGUUGUUGUGGUCGCGGACUGUGAGCCUGCUCCAGCAACCCAAUGUGUACGUCUUGUCCAUUGCUGCGGAGUACCCGUGCUCCUCCCUUAACAUCAUCCCGCGGCUCGCAUAUCGGACAAUGCCUGGCAACGUUGCCGGCACCUUUCAGCGCGAUCCUGACCUUCGAAUUUUGAGCGUGUGUGCGACGCUGCAGCACUACUUACGAACGGCGACGAUCACCGCGAACAUGGGAGGGUCAACGGUGCCAGAGGGCGUGGUCCUCUUCUCACUACUCAAGUAUCAUGUGCGGCGCUACUGCAACACAGUGAAAGGAUGCUGUGUGGACCGCUUGCUUCUCUGCACCUUGGACAAGCGGAUGUCGCGCGGUGCUACCCAGAUGGGCGUGCAAGUGUUCCCUUGUUUGUCCCCCUAA
Molecule: messenger RNA, 1668 nt
Organism: Leishmania mexicana MHOM/GT/2001/U1103
Lineage: Eukaryota; Euglenozoa; Kinetoplastea; Trypanosomatida; Trypanosomatidae
Exons: 1
Coding region: 1-1668 (555 amino acids)
Source: RefSeq, a predicted model, not a curated record